This is a messenger RNA of Diatraea saccharalis (sugarcane borer), 4107 nucleotides long. Lineage: Eukaryota; Metazoa; Arthropoda; Insecta; Lepidoptera; Crambidae. The record is from the annotation of a GenBank genome assembly.
AAAUACUUCCUCAUUAAAAACAAGUAACAUUGCUGGCUAAAUCAUAUAAGACUCCUACAAACAAAAGAAACUUAAUUGAAUUACAUCAUUGAAUAAAAAAUGGAUCAUAUAUUUGUAAAUAUUGAAAACUUAACACGAGAAGAAGGUCAGCAAAAAUUUUUAGAACCAUUAUUUCUCAACUCUAAUUCUGAAAAUGGAAUAUUAACUGAUAAUGAAAUGCCUUUAAAUGUUUACAAACUACAAGUACUAUUUCUAAGGAAUAUUAUCAAGGAAAUAGAUGAUUUAAUAACAGUUAUAAAAAACAAUGACAAUAUUUUAAUUAGUGUUAAAAAUCAGAAACUUUUGCAGAAAUGCUAUCAAAUUAUUGUAUCACUAGGCAUAUCACAAUGUUUACUCCCAGGAUUAGGUAUUAAACUUUCAAAAAGAUGUCUGUCUGCGAAUAAAUUAAUUUCAGUGGAUUUUUCAGACAUACAAAAAUAUGAUAUGCUAGUUGAAUGUACAGAAUUUUUAUCUAGAAGCUAUGAUAUCCCUGUACUGAAAAAAAUUAUCAUUACACUACAUUUGUCUGACUAUCUGGCUGCAUUAAUUCAACUUUGUUUUGCUCCUCUCAAGAAACCAGGGAUAUAUACUGACUUCACUAUGACUCUAGAAAUGUAUGAAAGAUUCACAAAAGAUAGAGUGAAGUAUAAAGGAAUAUAUGAAUAUCUAGUUAUCAAUUGCUUUCAACCCACUCUUAUGAAAGAAUUAUUGGUAUUACAAAGUGUUAAUGAUCCAUCACCUCCAAUGUUUGUUAAAAGAGCUAUUACCAAAGAAUUGAGCAGGAGACUCCUGGCGCCUGGUGGAUUAUUGAGUUUAAUAAGAUGUUUUAUGGACAGCUACAAUACAGAUACAGGACAUGAUUGGAAAAAAAUUGAAAUGAUUUGCAAAAUUGUUACAACAAAACAUGGCAAUGAUACAGAAACAGCAUAUUUGAAUAUAAUUUGUUCUCAGAUUGCUCAGUUAUUAUCUUUGAACAAUACACAUUAUUUAUCAACAGCUAUUGCAUGCAUUCUAAGUUUAAAUGUAAAAUAUUCCCAUAUGGAACCAGUAAAAUCACUCAUGAAGAAUAUAUUUCAAGCUUUUGAUUAUGACUGUCUUAUAUCUAGUUCAAAUUUACCUGGAACUAUAGUUGUCACUACCCAAGAAAUUGAACAGAAAGUAAACAUUUUAAAUACCUGUUCAAACAUUACUAACCUAGAUUGUUCUUAUUCAUUGUUAUUGCCCAACUUGUAUCUUUUGUUUAUCCUUGGUGUCAAAUCCACAAAAAAUGAAGGUAUGCAAUUAAAACUUAAGGAUAUUCUCUUGAAAUGUUUGUGUCAAUUACAGAAGCAAGAAAUUGCAAUUUUAAUCAAAGAUAUUUUAUUUGGAAAAGAUUAUUCACGGCACAGUCUCCAAGUCGAAGAAUAUGUUUCUGGAUUGAUAAUUAAGUAUGUUUCAUCUCCUGUGACAUAUAGUAAAGAAGAAGCUCUGGCAUAUUUUUUAUCUUUAUUACAAUCAUCAACAGAAACCCAGUUUAUAGAAUAUACAUUUGAUACCUCCUUAGAGAUGCUUAUUGAGUUCAAUGAACAAAGAAACAGUUUAAAAUCUAAUGAAACUUUACUAGCUGGAGAUAAUCUUGUUCUAUUUAAUAAUUUUGAUGAGCAGUAUAUCAUCAUAUUACAACUACUUUCUGAAUUAUCUGCAUCACCAAAAAUAAUCUCAAUCCUCAAACAUAAUCCUUCAUCAGUCAUAAAUUUUAUUGAAUAUUAUAUAUUAAAACAGAAAAAUUGUGAUGAUGAGUGUUUAACACUAGCCUUGGUGUUAUUGAAUACAAUUUUGUCAAAUUCAAAAAACAUUAAUGAAAUUGAGAAACAUUUUAUAAAGUUAAUCCCAGUAUUGAAAUCAAUGUCUAAAGAUGAUAAUUCAAUGGUUAGUUUGUUAUGCAAAGAAGCAUUGAAUUUUAUUACUUCUGGGCAUGUGCAAGUAGAAACAAAAUAUGUGAAAGCCUUGGCAGAUGCUUUUGACAAUUUGUUACCAGUAAGAGCUCAUGGAUUGAUAGAAUUAACUAAACUUAUUGAGACUAAAGAUACAGAGACACUAUCAAAGAAGCAUUAUGUGUUUUGUCUAUUCCAGGAGCAACUCAAAGAUCCAGAUUCAUAUAUUUAUUUGGCUGCAAUAAAUGGUAUUGCUGCACUUGGUACCCAUUGUACUGAUGAUGUGUUACAUGUGCUGUGUAAAGAAUUUUUACAAGUGACCAGUGAUUUAGGGGACAUCCACACUGUAGAUGGAGAAAAUAAAGUUUCACAGUUAAGAAUGAAAAUUGGAGAUGUCAUUGUAAAGGUUACAAAGAAACUUGGUGAAAUGGCUAUUGUCCAUAAAACAAUCCUUCUAAAUACUAUGUUAUGCGGGUGCAGAGAUGAGGAUCCACUUAUAAGAGCUUCAGCUUUAUCAAAUUUAGCUGAAAUAUGUCUAGUUUUACAUUACAAAAUGGGUACAAUUAUUUAUGAGGUUCUUCAUUGUGUUUGGAGCAUUUUAGAAACUGAUAAAGCUAUAGAAUGCAGAAGAGCGGCUGUUCUAAUUAUAUCAAGUUUAAUAAAAGGCCUGGGUAAAAAAGUAUUGAUUCAGUUAAAAGAAAAUUUACUUCCAAUUUAUAGAGGUUUGAAGAAAAUAUACAAUGAUAAUAAUGAAGAUUCAGUGUUAAGACUCCAUUCUCAAGUAGCUCUAGAAGAAUUAAACGACACAGUUAAUCAAUUUGUAUUUCCCGAAGUAAAAUUGGAAAAACAAAUAUUUGUUUUGGACAAACCAAAUGAGAUAUUUAAAUAAAAUAUGCGUAAGUUUCUUUUAUCUUUUUAAUCACUCUUAAAAACGUUGUAAUUAUAAUUAAAAAUAUAUAAAUGAUACUUAUAAAACAUGUACAUAGUGGCGUAACUAUACUGUUUGAGGCCCGUGGCAAAUUCAUCGGAUAUUCUUAAUUUUUUUUUACUAAUUGUAUAAUAAUAAAUGUCAGGAGUUUCCACUGAUCGGGCCCCGGGGGCCCCUUUCAGCUGGAGGCCCGUGGCAUUUUGCCGACUUGCCACCCUGUAGUUACGCCACUGUACAGACAUAACACGAAUCUAGCAUAUAUUAUGUUGUUUGGUAAUUAAGCAUGAUGUUCUUAAUGAAACAUGCGUAAAAAUCCACUUGGUCCUUGGCACCCUGAGAUUGGAAUCGAACCUUUCGCAAUUCGGGCAUAUUGUAUUUGUACAUAUUUUAUAACUAUCAUCUCACUUAUCUAAUCACCUGCUACAUUUUGUAUGGCAAUCAUUAGCAUAUUAAAUUGUGUUAAGUGCAAAAAAGUACUGGCCACAUGAUUUUAUUUGAAACUCUUAAUAUAUUGUAAAUUCUAAACGCAGAGAUCGAGGUACAUACAUAUUUUGUUCACACGAAUGCACGUCAGGCUACCAGAAUAUGUCAAAUUUCCUCAAUCGAUUUUCAACUCUACCUACAAUGCAUUAAGGUUAAUCAUGUGGAGAAAUGUGACAGUUGCGGAUAUCCUGACGUAGUGUCGACUGUACCUCUUCAAUAAGCUUUAAAAAAUCAGCUAACACCAAUCAUAGACUUGAUUUUUAAGCCACGUGACCGAACGUGCAUUAUCGUGCACCAAGGUUGUGAACCAUAACAUUAGGCAAAUACUUCGCAGUGUUUGUAAUAAAAAAAACAUUCACGCUUCCGAAGUAUUAUCUCCAUCGUUUGGUUUCUUAACAGAGUCGUCUUUCUCCGAAAGUGUUAUAGAAUAAACAGAACUUUGGUCGGAGAAUCUAUCUCUGUUCCGCCUACUGAAAAUGCUGCUGCGCGACAGAGACGACAUGGUCGCUAUGGAGAUAUUAUCCUUUUCAGCUUGUGGCACCAUCUUCCAUAUCAACAGUGCUAUCCCACCGAAUGCAGCCACCACCAAGAACAUCACCAACAUUAUUUCGCCAAAAACACCUGAAAAUUUUUCAACAUUAUCAUAUGGUAAUGAAAAACCUCAUAUACUCGUAUAAUCUCAGUAAUGUAGACUUGCAUUUAUAAUGAUGAAAUCUUAUAUAAAUAUAUUUUUAUACAACCAUU